Molecule: messenger RNA, 5658 nt
Organism: Octopus bimaculoides (California two-spot octopus)
Lineage: Eukaryota; Metazoa; Mollusca; Cephalopoda; Octopoda; Octopodidae
Biological process (GO): regulation of transcription by RNA polymerase II
Molecular function (GO): RNA polymerase II cis-regulatory region sequence-specific DNA binding; DNA-binding transcription factor activity, RNA polymerase II-specific
Source: RefSeq, a predicted model, not a curated record
GACAUCUACCUGUAACAGCUGCAAUUGUCAGGUGAUAACCGAUAGACGUCAAGUACUUUCCACCGAAUUCAACAGUCACCACUUCCUGAAACAUAUUUUAUUCGAGAUCCUUUUUGCCGAUAUUUCUUUCUUUCAAUUGUCUUUUCUUCAUUCACGAAUGUAAUGUUUCUUUUUGUUUAAUCUGUCGUAAAAUGCGUAACCUAACAACUUGCUUUUGAUCAUAGGGUUGAUUUGGGGCUUAAACAACAACCUAACUCUUAAGAAGUCUCUACAUUAUUAUCGUUCAGCUUGCAAGAAAUAGCAAUCCAAUUGUAUCAGAACGUCUUGAAUAUGUACGGACACAUUAAAUAAUGUAGUCUUUGACAUGCAUUGUCUGAAAGGGUGGGAUGGCAUUGGCAGGAAUACCUUAGGUUUACUUGUCAGAACUGACUUUGGUUACACAACAUUUAACGCAUCAACAAUGACGAAUGACAUUUCUGGAGAAAUUAGCAAUUUUAUUGCCUACUAUUCUGCUGUUUGGUAUCAUGUUACACAAUCCAAAGAUGUAGCUUAUGCUUGUAUGAUGUAAUUUCGUAAAUUAAGUUCAGUUCAGGAAUACCAGAUCUUAUUAAAAAGGAAUUUCUAACUUCAGAUAUAUUACCAAUAUUUUUCAUCUUUUAAAGACUAAAGAAAGAUAUGUGGAGUCGAUACAACUAGUUUAUAUAAAUCUAUGGUAGAGAUUUACUGUGAAAUAUUUCCUCAGAGUAAAAUUUGAAAAGAAGUUUCUCUGUUUCACUGUCUUGAAUGUGUACCAGAUCUUGAAUUCUAAUUAAGGAGUUUGCAGCAUCUUCAAAUAUUGACCAGGAUUACACUUAGAAGAAAUAUUCCUGUAAAAACAUUUACUCCAAGGAACAUAACUCCCUUGUAGUGAGAUAGGAAAAAAUAUGGAAAAUGAAUUACGUGAGAAAGCGGUUAAACGUAAAACUGAGAAUAAAAAGACUCAUUUUCCAAAAGUGAUUCUAAAAGGAGUAGGAAAAGCAUCAUAUCACUGCGAUGUCUGUAACAAAACAUUCUCUCUAAAAGGUAACCUCACUACUCACAAACGUAUUCAUACAGGUGAAAAACCAUAUCACUGUUCUAUCUGUGCUAAAUCAUUCUCUCAAAGAUCCAGCUUAACUACUCAUAGACGCAUUCAUACAGGAGAAAAACCGUAUCACUGUGAUAUCUGUGAUAAAUCAUUUUCUGUAAUAGGUAACCUUACUACUCAUAUACGUAGUCAUACAGGAGAGAAACCAUAUCACUGUGUUAUCUGUGGUAAAUCUUUCUCUGGAAGUAGUGAUUUAACUAUUCAUAAACGCAUUCAUACUGGAGAGAAGCCAUAUCGCUGUUAUGUCUGUGGUAAAUCUUUUGCUGGAAAUCGUGACUUAACAACUCACAAGCGUAUUCACACAGGAGAAAAACCAUAUCACUGUGAUAUCUGUGGUAACUUAUUUACGCAAAGAUCUAGUUUAAAUACUCACUUACAUAUUCAUUCAGGAGUAAAGCCAUACCAUUGUGAUACAUGUGGUAAAUCAUUCUCUGCACCAGGUAACUUAACUACUCAUAAACGUACUCAUACAGGAAACAAACCAUUUAAUUGUGAUAUCUGUGGGAGAUCAUUCUCUAGAAAUAGUGACUUAACUACCCAUAUACGCAUUCAUACUGGGUAGAAACCAUAUACUUGAUAUGUGGUAAAUCAUUCUCUUGAAAUAAGGUGUCUAUCAGUCAAAGUUGACCAUAUAUCUGCACAUGUAUGUUGAGGCAUGGGCAUGUUUUCCUGUUUUUUAAGUAAGACUGGCUAAUUGCUCAUGUUUGUAAGUCCUCUCUCACUAUGAUUCUGAUGGUACUUUUUGGUUUUCUCCCCCAACUAAAAAAAUUGUUUAACCCUCAAUAAAACAAAAAGAAAAAAAUUAAUAACCGCAGGAGUGGCUGUGUGGUAAGUAGCUUGCUUACCAACCACAUGGUUCCGGGUUCAGUCCCACUGCGUGGCAUCUUGGGCAAGUGUCUUCUACUAUAGCCUCAGGCUGACCAAAGCCUUGUGAGUGGAUUUGGUAGACGGAAACUGAAAGAAGCCCGUCGUAUAUAUGUAUAUGUGUUUGUGUGUCUGUGUUUGUCCCCCUAGCUUUGCUUGACAACCGAUGCUGGUGUGUUUAUGUCCCCGUCACUUAGCGGUUCGGCAAAAGAGACCGAUAGAAUAAGUACUAGGCUUAUAAAGAAUAAGUCCCAGGGUCGAUUUGCUCGACUAAAGGCGGUGCUCCAGCAUGGCCGCAGUCAAAUGACUGAAACAAGUAAAAGAGUAAACAUGAAAAGUGAAAAGAUUAAACGUCUUAUUGAAUCUGAUAAUAUUUUUAUAACAAAUCAUACGAAACUGAAAAAAAUUAAACAUCUUAUUGAAUCUAAUAACAUUUUUAUAAGAAAUCAUACCAUGCCUAUUGAGGAAGCCAAGCCUCAAUAUGUUGAAGUACUGAAUCAAAAGGAUCUAACGCUUUUAAUCCAAAUUUCUCAUCACCACAUAAACUCGAUAUUUUAGUGGGGAGAUAACCCAAUUUUUUAAUGGGGGUGAGAUAACCAAAAUGUACCUUGUGAUGUUAUUUAAAAUAAAGGCUGCUGAUAUGGGUUAAUACAGCUUGGCGUUGCUGUCAGAAUGCUGAGAAGUGGAGCAAAUAUUGCAAAGCAUCUCACCCAACCCUGUAACAGUUUUGCCAACCCACUGUCCUGGAUUGAUACAUAAUUUAUUGACCUUGAAGGGAUGGAAGACAACAUUAACCACAGCAGGAUUUGAACUGAUUGCAGAGUUUUGGAACAAAUACCACAAGGCAUUGUAUCAAGCACCAUAGUGACAUUGCCAAUUUGCUGCAUUUCUCUAUAGAAAUGACUUAACAUUCUUACAAAGUAGAAAUCAUAUCACUAAUAUCUGUGGUAAAUCAUUCUCUAGAAAUAAUGACUGAGCUCUGUUUCUCAUAGAAGAAAGGAACUGUGAUUGAAAAGGAGGUGGAUUAAUUGGCAUUUCAUAAAAUCAAGAUGUUUUUUAUUGCCAUAAUUCUGAGUAAUCAGGGAUUUGUAGAAAGAGGCAUUAUACAGAUGAAAACUGUUUUAGUAAAGAAAGGAGAAUCAGAAAAUUUCAUUAAUAUUGGAUGGUUUGGCUGGUGAUGGACAGUUUGAAACUUAGUUAUGGAAGCACAUACCUACAGGAAAAAAAAAAUUUUAAAAAGCCCAUAUCACUAUGAUAUCUGAUAAAUCAUUCUCUCAAACGUCUAGUUUAUGUAAACAAGUAUUUUCAUACGAGAAAAACUCAUAAUAUUUCUCCUAAAAGUAUUCACUUAUCUAUGCAUGUAUUUAUUGAUACAGAAGAGUAACCAUAUGAAUGUUGAGCUAUUCUAUGAAGCAAAAAAAUAGCCUAUUUAAUUGUAAACUUAUACCCACUGGAAUGAAGAUAUAACAGUGUAAUAAGAUCCUCUCAACACUAUAUUUUACAUGAUCGCUAAUAUAUAUUGGUGAACUAACUUCCCACUGUGAUAUUUUUAAUAACAAUCUUCCAGAAUUUUCUUCAUGUAUUUUCCACUUAAUUUAUUUCCAAAGAGAAGAAAAAGUACUAUUGAUUUAUUUUGACCUUGUGAAUAAUUUGCUGAGAAAUAUAUUCUCAGAAAUCAGGGAUAACACUACUACAAUUGUUUUACAAACAAAUGUACAAACCAUAAUGAGAAAUAUAGCCCCACACUGUAAUAGGAUAAAUGCAUGACAUUUUAUGUAUUCAAAAUUUUAUAUAUGCAACAUUUUGUGUAUAUUCUUUAUAUUCUUGGUUAAACUUUUGUUCUUGUGGUAGGAAGGUUAUACAAUGAUUAAAUUUAAAAAAACCAUAACUAAAUCAUGUAUUAAUUUCAUUAAUAUUGCUGUUUUUGAUUUAUAUAAUUUUAUCUUUCUGUUGCAUCAUUAUCAUCAUAGUUUAACGUCUGCCUUCCAUGCUAGCAUGGGUUGGGCGAUUUGACUGAGGACUGGUGAACCAGAUGGCUGCACCAGGUUCCAAUCUGAUCUGGCAGAAUUUCUACAGCUGGAUGCCCUUCCUAACGCCAACCAUUCCAAGAGUAUAGUGGGUGCUUUUACGUGCCAGUGGCAUGAGGGCCAGUCACACGGUACUGGCAACGGCCAUGCUCAAAAAGGUGUUUUUUACAUGCCACCUGUGCAGGAGCCAGUUCAGCGGUACUGGCAACGACCUCGCUUGAAUGUUUUUACACAUACCAGUAAGGCGAUGCUGGUAAUGAUCACGCUCAAAUGGUGCUAUUUACGUGCUACUAGCAUGGAAGCCAGACAGCUGCUCUGGCAAUGAUCAUGCUCGGAUGUGCUGUUAGUGCUCCACUAGCACAGGUGCCAGUCAUUGAGUUUGGUUCAAUCACGAUUUCGAUUUUACUUGCCCCAACAGGUCUUCGCAAGCUAAGUUUAGUGUCCAAUGAAGGAGAGGUUGGCAUAGGUACCAGUAAUCGAAUUUGGUUCGAUUUCAAUUUCAUUUGCUUCAACAGGUCUUCGCAGUGUGUGUAUGUAUAUAUGAGGUGGUAUCAAAAUGUUCCUGGACUAGUUCUGUAGCGUGCCAACAGAUGACAGCACUUGGUUGCAUGUGCAGUGAAAGAUAGCUGUGACCUUCAUGAGGCAGUGUGCCAAGUGACAUUGCUGUGUUUACUUUGUAGUCUGUGAUUUUGUCAUGGACGGGGUUUUGGAACACAGAGCCAAUGUGAAAUUUUGUAUUAAACUUGGGAAGUCUGCUACAGAAACAUUGAAUAUGCUUCAGCAAGCUUGCUGCAAUGAGGUAGCAGCAGUCACAAUGGAAGAGACCUUCAUCUUCACAACUGAAGGAGGCAUGACAGAGCUACAGCUCAAGAGCAUGCUCAUUGUAGGGAAUUUGUCCUCCUGGGUCAGACUGUCAAUCAAGAGUUCUACUGCAACAUUUUGAAGCAUUCUGAAGGAGGACAUUUUGUGAAAGUGACCGAAUUUGUGGAAUAUGAUUGGAUUCUUCAUGACAACAAUGCACUGUCACUUAGCUCUUCCUGUAAGUUUUUCACCAGAAACUACAUGGUAUUGUUUCCGUACCCACUCUAUUUACCAGAUUUAGCACCUACGAAUUUCCAUCUCUUCCCCAAGAUGAAAAAGCAGCUCAAAGGUCACCGUUUUAACACUGUUGUUGAGAUCACGAGCAAGUCAGAAGGUCCUCAAUUUGCUUACAGAAAGCAACUUCCAGGUUGUAUUUCAAAAGUGGUAGGAAUGCUGUGACCGGGGUAUUGCUUUGCAAGGUGACUUUAGGAGAUGGUGUUAGAACCUAAGUAAAUAAGUUAUGUUUUAUUAAAUAUAGCUAGUCUGGGAACCUUUUUAUACCACCUUGUGUAUGUGUGUAUAUAUAUAUAUAUAUAAUAUACACAAAAUGUGUUGUAUAAUUUGUAAAUCAUCCUCAUCAAUGUUACAUUCAUUUUUCCAUGUUGGUAUGAGAUGGACUUGUUACACAAAGUUUGACUGCUUUUUUUUUUUUUUUUUUUUUUUUUUCAAUGUUUUGUCAUCCUAGCUGUGAGGCCCAUAAUUAGAUCUUACCUCACCAAUUUUUGUGAAUAUUCUUAAAAAUUGAAAGUUUUAAUAAAACUGAUUUAUUAUUAGUCUUUU